AUGACAGUAGUUGAAUUAAGCCUUAGUAGAUUUUUUAAAAGAAAAUAUAGUAGCUUAUAUCGUGCUAUUGGUGGUUAUUUUACAUCUCGCAAGAAUAAAAAAAAUAGAGAAGAAAAAAGAGCAGAAGCAAAGGAAAAAAUAAAAAGUUUUUUGUUCGAGUCAGCAAUAGAGGAUACAGGGAAUAUACAUACAUUUGCAAUAGAUAUUACUGGCAAUAUAAAAAAGCACUCAGCUAAAUCAGAAGAUAGAAGUUAUAUUCAUUCAGGUUCUAUUGGAGGAAUGAGUAUAGGGCAUAAUUACAGUGUUAUAGCACUAAAAGAAGAUUAUGGUUGGAUGCUUCCAGUGACAAUAGAUAGAGUGCCACAUAGUGAGAAUAAAUAUGAUUUUAGUGUGAUUCAAGCUGAAUCUGUAUUAGAUAAAGUGCCUCAAGGCGAUAUAUCUAUAAUAGUUGGAGAUUCUGCAUAUUCAUGUAAUAAAUUCAUAUAUAAGCUUA
Molecule: messenger RNA, 493 nt
Organism: Trichoplax adhaerens
Lineage: Eukaryota; Metazoa; Placozoa; Uniplacotomia; Trichoplacea; Trichoplacidae
Exons: 1
Source: RefSeq, a predicted model, not a curated record